AUGCUAAGAAGAAGUGUUAAUAUACCUAUAAGUAAGAGACUAUUGAGAAGUUACCCAGGUGGUACACAAACUUUGAACGGAUUUGAGAAGUUUAAUCAAAGAGAACAAGCCAAAGAGAACUAUUUCAUUAGAAAACAUGAAAAAGAACAAAUGGAAGAACAAGUAAAGCAAUACAAGGAACAGAUUAAACAUUUGAACAGUAAGAUCGAUGAGAUUGAAAAAGAACAUGCUAAGAAAUCUCAGAAAUAA
Messenger RNA from Maudiozyma barnettii, 249 nucleotides. RefSeq names its product ATPase-binding protein (gene STF1). Bases 1 to 249 code for a protein of 82 amino acids. NCBI's taxonomy places the organism in Eukaryota, Fungi, Ascomycota, Saccharomycetes, Saccharomycetales, Saccharomycetaceae. The transcript has a single exon. The record is from RefSeq and is a predicted model, not a curated record.